Molecule: messenger RNA, 1533 nt
Organism: Colletotrichum graminicola M1.001
Lineage: Eukaryota; Fungi; Ascomycota; Sordariomycetes; Glomerellales; Glomerellaceae
Exons: 2
Coding region: 1-1533 (510 amino acids)
Biological process (GO): peptidyl-serine phosphorylation; autophagy
Cellular component (GO): cytoplasm
Molecular function (GO): ATP binding; protein serine/threonine kinase activity
Source: RefSeq, a predicted model, not a curated record
AUGCAGCAUGUAUCAGGAUUUGGCUAUCCCACUCCUCCCGCGUCGCCGGUGUACGACAACUCAAAGUGUUCCCUUCAGCAGCCCAUCACAACAGCGCCCCACUGCCAGGCUCGAUAUGUCCCGUUAACGCCGGAGGCGAGACUGGGAAGGUUCCUCGAGGGCAAGUUGCAGUUGACGACCAUCCUGGGGACUGGCGCAUAUGGUGUUGUGUAUUCCGCCGUGGAUGUCAAGACCGGAGUCCGUUAUGCCGUCAAGUGCCUCAGCAAGUUCAACCCAGAUGGAACCCCAUUGGAUCGUCGACAAGUUGCUUUCCAGAACCGGGAGAUCCGUCUGCACUAUCUGGCCUCGGCCCACCCUAACGUGGUGUCGAUGCUCAAGAUUGUUGACGACCCGGACUGCAUCUAUGUCAUCUUGGAAUAUUGCCCGGAAGGUGACUUGUUUUUCAACAUCACCGAAGGUGGUCAGUAUGUCGGAAACGACGAUCUUGCCAAGAGAGUCUUCUUGCAAAUCUUGGAUGCCGUUGAACACUGCCACUCUCUCGGAAUUUACCACCGGGACUUGAAGCCGGAGAACAUCCUUGUUUCGGACCACGGAGAGACCGUCAAGCUCGCCGACUUUGGCCUCGCCACAUCGUCCGACCGGUCUGAGGACUACGGAUGCGGCUCUACAUUCUACAUGAGUCCAGAAUGCUUGGACCACUAUGCCAGGAGACCUUUUUACUUCUGCGCCCCCAAUGAUGUCUGGAGCCUCGGAGUGAUCCUGGUCAACCUGACCUGUGGACGCAACCCAUGGAAGCAAGCCUCGUUCGAGGACUCUACCUACCGGGCCUACACUCGUUGCCCAGAUACCUUGAAGAGCAUCCUCCCAGUGUCGGAUGAACUGAACGACAUCUUGGGAAGGAUUUUCACCCGGAACCCGGACCAGAGGAUUACUUUGCCCGAGUUGAAGGCCAGGAUCCAGGCAUGCAGGAGCUUUACCAUCCCGGCGAUGCCUACUGCUGUGCUCCCAACACCCCCAGCUUCGCCCGAGCACAUGACCGAAUACGUUACAUGCGAGGACACGAUUGUCGACGACUACGACAACGCCCUUUCGCCUGCGUCGUCUUCUUCUGACGACGGCUCCACUUGCUCAUCCGACGACGGCUCGCUCACCUCGAGCGGCUCGACCAUCGACGACCUUGAUGAGGAGUUCCUCCAGGAACAACACGAGGCUAUGGUAUGCCACGCCCAAACGUUCGAACCGGAAGAUCCCAGGACGGCAUCAUUUCCCACACAGGAGUUUGUUCCUCAACAAUACACAGGACCCGUGCCGUCGCCGGCGGUUGGACAAGAGCACCUUCACGCACAUAUGCCCAUACCUGGGCACAUGCCAGUUCAGGUUCAGAUGCAGGCACCGAGCUGCCCGCCAAAAUCAUUUGUCCAGUUUUGGUGGGGAGACGUGUUGAAGUAUGCCCAGCAUGCACCUUCAAUGCAUCCUCAUGUUCCCUUCCACCACCAGGUCCCACUCUUCUCUCACCCUCAAGGCUGCUACUAA